This is a messenger RNA of Capronia coronata CBS 617.96, 456 nucleotides long. RefSeq lists its product as uncharacterized. The record is from RefSeq and is a predicted model, not a curated record. NCBI's taxonomy places the organism in Eukaryota, Fungi, Ascomycota, Eurotiomycetes, Chaetothyriales, Herpotrichiellaceae. The transcript has a single exon. The coding region runs from base 1 to 456 and encodes 151 amino acids.
AUGUCUCCGCUCUUUGAGAAGUUGAAACCGAGCAAAAGCGAUGGCAUGAGCGGCAUAGGAGCAGAUCAAGGCGCACUGGAAACGUCUGGUUCGCCUUCUUUCAAUCCUACAAAGUCGGCGGAUCAAGAAGGUGAUCCUGACCUUGGAGUAGGAAGCGGUGAUGGCAAGGGUCAGGAGCGAGCUCCCAACACGUUCGGCGGGCCAUCCUUUGGCCGAACCAGUCAGACCUCUAAGCAUGACUCGGAGCUGCUGAACAAGUUGGAUCCCAGAAUUGGGUACGACGGCGACGAAGUGCGCGAGCAGGACUUAGAGCAGUAUGAGAAGAAGUAUGGCAGGCCAGAGCCUGUUCCUGACGCCGACUCGCGUGGAGUAGACAUGGUUGGGAUCGGUCCGGAUCAGAGUGCACUCAGGGAAGACCCAACCUUUCGAUCACAGGAACAGGAAAGGUCGUAUUGA